AUGGUAUUUCGUGCCUUCUCCGUUCUCUCUCUAAUCCUCAGCGCCCUCGCUGCCGUUCCACCAUCCCGAACACCCCUCGAGCUGUCUGUUCUUGACCCAUCCACCUCCAAAGACCUCCUACACCUCCACCGCAAGCUCGUAGAGAUCGAGUCGAUAACAGAGGAUGAGAAAAACGUUGGCGAUUGGCUCACCAAGUAUCUCCGCGCACACGAUUGGACUGUCGAGAAGCAGGAAGUGUCCAGGGACCGAUACAACCUCUUAGCUUACGGCAGCAAGCGCGAAACCACGAUCCUACUAUCCUCACACAUUGAUACUGUGCCACCCUACUGGCCGUACUACCACAAUGAGACGACCGACAUCAUUGGCGGCCGAGGCAGUGUAGACGCAAAAGGCAGCGUCGCACCCAUGAUAAUCGCCGCACAAGAGAUAAAAGAACAUCUACAAGACGACAUAUCCCUGCUCUUUGUUGUAGGCGAGGAAACAGGCGGCGACGGCAUGCGCGCGUUCAGCGACUGGGACAAGCGCCCAUCGUCGCACGAAAUCGUCAUCUUCGGAGAACCCACCGAGGCAAAACUAGUCUGUGGACACAAGGGCAUGCUAGGCUUCUCGGUCAAAGCGACGGGCAAGGCGGCGCAUUCAGGAUACCCGUGGUUGGGCGUCAGCGCAAACGACAUCAUGGUAGAGGCACUGGGAGAGCUUCUAAAGCUAAGGGAGCACCUCCCUUGGAGCAAGAAAUACGGAAACACGACCAUGAACUUUGGUCGCGUACAGGGCGGUGUCGCGGCCAACGUUGUCGCCGAAACCGCGACUGCGAAUAUUGCUACGCGUCUUGCGGCCGGUACCCCCGAUCUCGUUCGCGGACAAAUCAUCGACGCGCUCAAGAACGUCAAGGCCGCUGCGCAGAAGGAAGGCGGAGAUCUGGAUGUACAGUGGGCAAGCGAGGGAUAUGGCGUUGUGGAUAUAAACUGUGAUAUUGAGGGCUUCGAGACCAUGACCGUCAACUACGGGACGGAUGUACCGAACCUCUCUGGUGAUCAUAAGAGGUACCUGUACGGCCCAGGCUCCAUCUUCGUCGCGCAUUCAGAUCACGAGGCGCUGAAGAGGAAGGAGUUGGAACAAGCUGUUCUAGACUACCGUCGCCUUAUUCUCAAGGCGACGGAGGUAAGGGAGAAGGAGCGCCAGGUGCAGGACGUGGAACAGGUGGAGUUGUAG
This is a messenger RNA of Alternaria atra, 1212 nucleotides long. RefSeq lists its product as uncharacterized. The coding region runs from base 1 to 1212 and encodes 403 amino acids. The record is from RefSeq and is a predicted model, not a curated record. Gene Ontology annotation, molecular function: hydrolase activity. The transcript has a single exon. Lineage: Eukaryota; Fungi; Ascomycota; Dothideomycetes; Pleosporales; Pleosporaceae.